AUGUGGUAUCUCGAUACCGGCGCUAGUAAUCACAUGUGCGGACACAAACACCUCUUUGUGGAGAUGCAAAAGAUAGAGGAUGGGCAUGUGUUAUUUGGAGACGCGUCGAAGGUUCGCGUCAAGGGCCGAGGUAAAAUCUGUUUUCUUCAAAAAGAUAAUAAAGAAGGGUCAAUUGAGAAUGUCUAUUAUGUGCCCGACUUGAAGAGUAACAUCCUUAGCAUGGGACAACUAUUGGAGAAGGGAUAUUCGGUUUUCAUGAAAGACCGGAUGUUGCACUUGAAGGACAAAAAAGAUCGGUUGCUUGCACAUGUGGAGAUGGCCAAGAAUCGAAUGUUCAAACUCAACUUGAGAAACGUGCAAGAAAGGUGUUUGCAAAUCAACAUGGAGGAUGUGGAGAAAGAGAAGGAGAUCAGCGAAAAGCAUCGGGCGGAGAUUAAGUUGAUUAGGGUUGAAAUCGAUGUGGAGAAAGAGAAGGAGAUCAGCGAAAAGCAUCGGGCGGAGAUUAAGUUGAUUAGGGUUGAAAUCAAAGAAAAAGUUAUAAGGAUCGAAUCGUUGGAAAAAGAGGGUCGUAGAGCUUUGGCGCGAUUAGAGAGAGAUUGGAAGGACAAAGAAGAAGGGUUGGGUGUCGAGAUUAUUGAGUUAGAGGAGAAGAAAAAGUUUGAGUUGAAGAUUCGAAUUGUUACCUUAGAGUUGGAAGAAUCGAAGAAGAAGAUAGAAGAGAUUUCACGAGAGAAGAAUAAGUCUUUAAAGGAGAAAGCUAAGCAAGAGAUGGAGAUUCUUGAAUUGAAGAGUGAACAGAACACCCGAUUGCUUAGUAAGAACGAUGCAAUCAAGAAAGAGGUUGGUGUGUUGGAGGAGGAGGCUGAAGCAAAGAUUGGGGAGCUUACGAUGAAGUUGGAUGGUUUGAGUUCAAAGAUCAGAGAGAUUUCAAUGGAGAAGGAUAAGUUUGAAAAUGUGAAAACGAAGCAAGAUGUGGAUAUUAUCUUGAGAAGAAGAGCAUUCAUUCAAGAUGAGAGAGAUACAUUUGAGAGGGAAUUAGAUGUUCGAAGAGAGGAAUGGAAAAAAUUUUUAUCGCAAGUUCAUGAGUUAAAGAAGAGUAAAGAUGAGUGUCUGAGAGAGCUCGAGGAGCUCAACGCAUCAACGGAUGCUCUUGUCCUAGAGAAAGAAAAGGAGAAGUCUAUCAUGAUGAAGAAGAUGAAAGAUUCUGAGGUGGUUUCCGAUAAAGUUCUCUCGCUGCUGAAGACUACCACGAAGGCUGUACAUGGAGGUGAAAAUGCUCAAGAGAAUGGCUUUGUCGAUGAUGAUGAUGAUGAUGACAGGAUUUGUCCAUUCGCAGAGGAGAUGGAGAGGAUUAAAUGA
Asparagus officinalis (garden asparagus) is the source of this 1359-nucleotide messenger RNA. RefSeq names its product cingulin-like. NCBI's taxonomy places the organism in Eukaryota, Viridiplantae, Streptophyta, Magnoliopsida, Asparagales, Asparagaceae. The transcript has 4 exons. The coding region runs from base 1 to 1359 and encodes 452 amino acids. The record is from RefSeq and is a predicted model, not a curated record.